Messenger RNA from Pelobates cultripes (western spadefoot toad), 9531 nucleotides. Lineage: Eukaryota; Metazoa; Chordata; Amphibia; Anura; Pelobatidae. The record is from the annotation of a GenBank genome assembly.
CCCAGAGAGUCAUACAAACACACAUUUACAUGUUCACAUAAACAGUCAUACAGUCAUAUAGUUAUGCAGACACAUACUCAUUUAUACAGACACAUAGUCAUACAGGCACACCUACACAUAUUCAUACAGACACACAUGCACACACUUAUACAGGCAGUCAUAUUAUACACAGACAGUCAUACACACACUCAUGCAGACACAAUAAUACACAUGCUAACACAGACAGUCAUAAAGACACAUCUACACACUAAUACAGACACACACACACAUUCAUACAGACACAGUGUAAGCGCGGCUGGUUCCUUUAUUUACCACUAUAACGUCUUAAAGCAUAGAACAUAGCAGGGCUAAUCAUACAGAUAUCUGAGCCAUAAUUUUAUAUAGUUAGUAAGAGAUCAUCUAUUUAACAUGUAUAAAAUAAGGAUUGUCUUGGAAACAAUAAAGUUUUGUCUUUUUCGAUAUUUAUUUUAUAAAAAUAUAAAUAUAGACAUAUAAAAUCCAUUACAAUAAUUUAUAGCAGAGUUUAUAAGAUUACACUAAAUGCUUGCAAAUAUCAAUAGUAGAUUAACAUACCCUCCUGAAAAUGUCAUUAUGUCAGCCUCUCUGUCAUUUUAAGAUGGAGCGUUUAUCUCCAACUCUCUCCUCUGUCUGUCCCUUAACAUUUAAAAGUACACCUAUUUAUACCUUAGGUGCAGGGGCGUUUUAGCCACGAAGCAAACAAGGCAUUUGCCUUGGGCGGCAUUUUCCAGGGGGCGGCAAAAAAAACCGCCCCCCAAAUGCCUUUUUAGCCUGGUGGCUAACUAACAUGCUGGGCGGGCGGCUGGCGAGGGAGCACUUCCUCUGAGCAGUCUGCUCAGCUCCCUCGAGCGCCGCAGAGUGAGGCUGGGAGCCGGGUUGAUGACGUCAUAUUCCGGCUCCCAGCCUCACUCUGAGGCGUGCGAGGGAGCUGAGCAGAGUGCUCAGGUGAAGUGCUCCCUCGCCAGCUGCCGGCCAGCCCGCCUGCCCAGCAGCCACUGGACCCCCAGGGAGAUAGAGAACCCUUUACCCCCAGCACUCCCAAAGGUAAGGAGGGGGUGUUAAAAAAAAAAAGUGUUAAUGUGAGUGAGUGUGUGUGUAUGUCUGUUAGUGUGUGUGAGUGUGUCUGUUAGUGUGUGUGUCUGUUAGUCUGUGUGUCUGUUAGUGUGUGUGUCUGUUAGUGAGUGUGUCUGUUAGCGAGUGUGUCUGUUAGUGAGUGUGUGUCUGACUGUUAGUGUGAGUCUGUUAGUGAGUGUGUGCUUGCCUGUGAAUGUGUGUGUUUCAGUGAGUGUGUGUGUCUGUGAGUGAAUGAAUGUGUUUGUUUGUGUGUGUGUCUGACUGUGUGUGUAUGUUUGCCUAUGAGUGUGUCAGUGAGUGUGUCUGCUAGUGUGUGUCUGCUAGUGAGUGUGUGUCAGUGAGUGUGUGUUUCUGUUAGCUAGUGUAUGCGUAUCUGUCAGUGAAUGUGUGUGUGUAUUUAAAAGACGGGGCGGGGGGAAGGGAUGGGUGGCGGUCGCACGCGGGUGGGGGAGGGGUGGGAUUGGGGGGCGCCUGAGUUUUGUCCUGCCUACGGCAGCACAAAACCAGGAUACACCACUGCCUAGGUGUCUUCAUUUUAGGGUGACAGUAGUUCAUAUAUGAAAAAGUAACUUCUUUUACUUUUAUUCAUUUUAGGACCUCCCUUAACUUGGCAAAAAUACAAGGCCAUAUCUAAAGGCUGUACACGUCAUGGAAAUUUUACUGACUUAGGUCAAAAUGGCAUCUUAAAGUCUGAACAUCUUUAUCUACUUAGUGUUACCACAGUAUAUUAUGUACUGAAAGAGUCGUAGCAUAGCCUUGAAGCAUGUAUAUGCAUUAUUGUAAUUCGUCUGGGACAAAAUGGCGUAAACAUAAUAUGCACUGAAAGUAAGAAAGAGGUUAUUGCUUAAAGAAACAUGUAUGAAAAACAAUACGUUCCAUUUCUAAAACCUUGUCAGUUUGCAAUAUCUCUUAAAGACAAAGUACACAGUUUGAGGAAUACAAUAUUUGCAUUUGCCAAAGUCAUACAGACACACACACUCAUACAGACAAGCAGUCAUACAGACACUCAUUAAGGCACACAGCGGCAGAAGUGCACUUCACCAAGGCCUGCACGCUGAGCACUUAGGGCCACCCAAUGGGUAUUUUUGGACAGGGGCCCAGACUGGCAUUGCAGCCAUCUAACAGUGUGACUGGGCCACUGUAAUAUCGGCAGUGCUGGGAGCAAGUAAGAAGCUGUCACUUCCUCACAGAUACACACAAAGCCCAUGCAAACACAGAGAGGAAAGAGAGAGUAGCUCCAGCCCCACACUACCAACAGCCUCAAACAGCAGCUUGGCCCACGAGAAGCCACCCUCCUGCACACAAAAGGGUAUGGUAACAGGAGGGUGGCUAAGAAUUAAGAUAUGCAUGUGACUGUAUCUAUGUGCGUAUCAGUGCGUAUAUCUAUGUGUCAGUGUGUGUAUGUGUAUUUAUGUGUGUAUAUGUCUGUGUGUGUAUCUGAGUACGUAUGUGUCAGUUUGUAUCCGAGUGUGUGUGUAUUUUUCAAUGUGUAUAUCUGUAUGAGCGUGUCAAUGUGUAUUUGUAAGUAUGUAUGUGGCAGUGGGUGCAUACUCCCUUGCAAUCAUACUCAGAUAUGAAGUACAUUCAAAUCUCUGCAGUCAAAUGCCAAGAUUGUGUAAAAACAUACCCCUUUAUUCAAAUACCAAUAUUACAUACAAAAGUACACCUACAUUUAAAAACCAACACUAAAUACAAAUACAUCACUGCAAUCAAACAUUACAUAGCAGUAUACCACUGCAUUCCAGGGGCAACGGUUCAAACAAAUACAAAUACACCCCUACAUGCACACACACUCCAUACAAAAACCUGCUUACAGUCGAAAAACAAGCUCACAAAUGCAACUCUACAAAGAUGGGCAAAUGGUAGAUCCCCAGCUGGCAUAAUAUCGUGGGAGUUGAAUGACAGAUAACCAUCUACCUAUUGUCUUUGGUUGUAGCAGGUGUAAAGUAUGCCAAAUUACAAACUCUAAAAGACGCCAUAUCAUACAAUAUGUAGUUAAUGGUCACAGUUACAGUAUGAAAGAGAGUAUUACUUGUCACUCUAGUGGUGUUGUGUAAAUGCUCAUAUGCCCGUGCGGCCUUAACUAUAUUGGGUGCACCACCAGACCCUUACGCACGAGAAUAGCGGAGCAUGGAUAUAACAUCAAACGUAAAUUUGAGCAGCAUCAGGGUUAUGCAAAAGAGUGGUACGAGUUUCAUGUUUGUGUUAAGCAUGCAACUGGGCAAAGUUGAGGUCUCCUAGGAAGAGCCGGGUAUACCACAGAUUUGGAGGAAGUCUCACUUCUCCCAGAGAUGUCAAAGAGGAGGCCUUUCGGAGCAAAUUAAUUAGCAGCAGUGUCAAGAAUUCUAAAGUCUGAAAAGUCUCUUGCAGGAGAUUACACAAAAUAGCAUGGCCAGUUAAGAAACAGAAAGUUGCUUAAGAGAUAAUGAAGCAUCUGGCCAAGUUUUGAAAAAAUUGAGGACCAGAGAAAUAUUCCACAGAACUGAGAAUUGUGCAAGGGAGAACAAGCAAAUUGAGCUCUGCAGAAAUGUCUAAAAGAGCUAAGAGCUGUCCGGCCACCAGGAAAACUAAACCCCAACUCCAAGUUUGGGCAGUUAGGGGGAGAGGCAUGUUGGGGAUAAAAUCAGCCCGGGCCCUUUGUGGAUGAUGGAUAUUUGCCAACUCAUACAGAGCCCUGGAAAUUGGAAAUGAAUAGCAGAGACAUGUUCAAUAACCAAUUCAAUUUGUAUUCAUACGUCAUUUAUAUUUAUACCCCAUUUUCAUAGCAGGAUGGGAGGGGGAAAAAUGAGCAUAUGGGCGUGACAAUGACAUUGUUUUUCACAAGUUAUAAACAGCUGUUUUUAGUUAUAAUUCAAUGUUACAUAAUGUAUGCAUAUUGGAUAAAACCCAGAUGAUUACAAAUACCGAAAUCUUGGACAAUUAACAAGGUCAUUCCAGAAUCCUUAUCAUGUCAUGUCAUGUCAUGUCAUGUAAAUAUCCUUUUCCAGGAACAUAACAAAAUCAUGUUCCAAUAAAUAGAUAAGUUUUAUUUCCGAGAAUUGGAGAUACAAUUCCAAAUUUAUUCUUGGGUCAAAUUAACCCUUAUAUGAACAGCUAGGAUAUUGAGCAUAAUGGAUAUUCGCAUCUACAAUUCCCCUCUUAGAUCAUAUCAUGAUCUACCUUACGGAAUAUCCAUGGGAGGCCUGCGGCAGAGAAACCAAAGGAGGUAUAUUCACGUCUGCGGGACUUUCAUUAUUUCUUCACCUCGAUUUCUCCCAUUUGCUCUGUGCCGUAGGUUUUCCCUUUAAGAGGAGAUCGAGCUGUCGAUUUUCAGCUUUUGUAAUCAUCUGUUAUACACAUCUUUUAAGUGUACAAGUUAAAAAUUUCAAACAGCUGACAUCUUAACCAAUUUUAAACAUACUGCACAUCAUGUUAUCUGUAACUUGAGCCUUGGAUCAAAACAGGCAAAGUGUAUUAUUCCCAAAAACGGGAAUAAUAUUAUUAUAAUUCACAACGUAAACACAUAUAAUCAAAAAUGGGAAUAAAAUCUAUUUCCCCUCUUUGGACCAGGGUCUUGGAUUACCAGUCCACCCAGUGAACUUGGGCCAGGUCAAAAAACCUAGUGGCAAAAACUCAUAAUUGAGGAAAAAAGCACAUCUGGGGAAACUCUAAGUGAGGGCCAUGACUGUGUAGACAUGUCAUCCCCUCAUGUUAACAGCAUUAGUGACUUAUAAAACCUGCACUAUGUAAGUAAAUAGCUCAGGUAUCGGGAUUGGGAAACACUUCUUGAUUAGUUUGAAAAGGCCCACUUACAUAUUAAAUCAUAAGAUCAUUUCUAAUCAGUUUGCAAUUCUAGCAAUAAUCCCAAUCAUGACCUUGCGUCCUAUGCCUCCUAAUCAAAUCCCUAUUUCGAUGGUCCAGUCAUAUCCACACUUAAUACAUUGGAAUCCAUCCUUGGUACAUUCAACAUACAUCAAUGACACACAUAGUACAUCCAUGCCUGAGUAAGCUAACACUUCCUCUCUCUCCGGCUAACUCUACAAAAAUAAAAAUAACAAAAUAGUUCAAUAGUCCAGCAUAGUCCAGAAAAAUAUUAUAAGUUUUUCAAGGAGUAUAAAGAAUCUUAGACACCAUAAACUUUGUUCCAUAAUCUUAGACACCAUAACAUAGCUAAGGGUAGCAAUAUGGCUGACAACAAGACAAUGUCAGCUUCCACAUAGUUCUUAAGUCUUCUGUUUGCUGGAUGUUCACCACAAUACUCUGUGCAACACCCCAAUUGUUGAAAGGGUAAUACAGAAAUAGCGGCAUUAGACAGCACUGCAUCUUCAGGACUUUCCAAGUUAGUUUAUGUCCUCAUAAGUAAGCAUCUCAGUUUCUUCGGCCAGCAUGGAUUUUGACCAAACAGAUUUAAUUGCAAAAAAGGUAGGUCAGCCAGAGAGAUUGGUGUGUAGUCCCAAAUAUCAGGCGGCACAAAUACUCCAGUACGGUCUCUAUAAUCAUACAAACACAAGGAUCAGUACGACAUCAAUAAAUUAAUUAUCUAGGCUAAACUCAAAUUAGAGACUAAAGUUAAACUCUUAACUAGUGUAACAUGUACAUCUCUCAGUUUUGCUUAUAAUUCAUUGAAUUUGUCCUUUAUAAAAUUUGAAUACAUAAUUUCCCUUUAGAAUGCCUUGUAUGGAUGAGAGAAGCACUCAUUCUAUAUAAAUGCUUGUUGAGUACUAAAACACUAACGUAUACAUUUUGGUAUAAUUCCCAAUAAAAUGCUGUUCUUGUGGAGAACAGGGUCAGUUUUGUGGACCCUGAUAACAUCUUUGGAAACCGAAACCUUUUAUAGAUCCCAAUGUGUGUGAUCAUGUUUUAAUACAUGUUGGAACCUCCAUACAGUUAUCCCACUUAAACAAUAUAUUUAUUUUUUCAGAACAACUAGGAAUGAAAUAGGAGAAACAAAAUAAAUUACUAUUGUUCUAAAGUGCUUUGUUUAAUACAGGUUUCGGAAGAGUUGUCUUGCUGUGUUGCAAGUGGCCUCUGAUAAGGAAGGGACAGCAAACUGUAGACAUAUGUUAUAUUAAGUUGCCCUCACUUGUCAGGUCUUGGAAACCCACUUAUUUUAUUGCAGAUGCCUCUAUUAUACCACGUUACAAAUUGACUAAGCAUACUUAUUAUUAUUUUAGUUAUUUCACAUUGCGCAGCCUAUGCAAAUAAUGUCUAGGUCCCAACUUCAGCUUGUACAUCCUCUAAGAGCCAGCAUUAAUACUGUUUUAUCUAUAAAAACUAUAUAUAAAGUAUUAAAAACAUGAACCGGGGCGUGGCUAGGCGCCGGACGAGAAUGGCCGCCUAAUCUCCUCGCUCCGCUCCCGACCGCCCCAUAAGCACAUCUAAACAGCGCAAUCUGGCACCCAUGGGACGCACCAAGCGAGCCCAAAUGACCCCCUCCACGCCAAGAACUCAGGGGAACAACCCGCACCCCUCGAUCAGAAGCUACCUGAACACCCCAGGCGAUCUUCUCACACAGGAGGAACUAUCCAAUAUGGCGCCCUCCUCACCGAGCUCCACACUAUCGGAAGAAGUCCCCAACACUGGAACGAACGGAACUGCCGCGCCAGCACCAGACUGGUAUGCCCUUUAUGCAUCCCUACCUAAGAAGGAGGACUUCCACUCCCUCCUGGAAGAGGUUAAAACCACGCUGCACACAGAAAUAUCAGCUCUGGGCUCCUCCAUUACAGCACUAGAGACCAGAGUGCAGGCCCUGGAAUCCCGACGCCCCGACCUGCCCUGCCCGGCGCUCGCAGCCACGACAGCACAGGCUAAACAGAUCCAGGACCUACGCUUACACAUUGAAGACCUGGAUAAUCGCAGCCGCAGACACAAUAUACGGGUAAGAGGAUGCAGGGAAACAGACCCCCCAGAAGACACGAGGGCCAUUUUGACACCACUCUUUAACCGUAUCCUGAACCGGCCAAGAGACGCCCGCAUCCCCAUAGACAGAGCACACAGGGCCCUGAGGCCUAAGCCCCCGCCAGGUGCCCCUCCUAGAGACAUAAUUUGCCACAUCCCAGACUUCCAACUUAAGGAAGAAAUUAUGAGGAAAGCCCGGACGGAGAGGUCCUGGAGGCAUGAGGGGCAGACGGUCGAACUAUAUAACGACCUCUCCCACCUCACCCUACAGGCCCGAAGAGCGCUGCGGCCCCUUACCACCGCCAUGCAGGAGGCCCAAAUACGCUACCGCUGGCAAUUCCCAUUUUCCCUAACAGCCCGGCGAGAUGACACCGAAGCCACGAUAAGAUCACCACAAGACGUACAAGCCUUCCAAGAAGCCCUUGGCCUCCCACAAAUGCCCAUCGCAGACUGGACAAAUUGCCCGAUGAAUGAGCGCUUCACAGGGUGACCAACCCGCCGCCACAUCCAGCAGGGACCAAACGCUGAAUUUACCUCUCUACAGCAAGCGAGCCCAGAGGAAUAAACCUACCCCGUUUGCCUGAGAAAUCGCUGAAGACUCUACGCUGACAUUUUUUCUGGGAUCACAGGGCACCCCCCCUCUUUUUUUUUUCCUCUCUUCUUCCCCUCCUCUCUCCUCACUCCAUCAAGGAACGACGAAACAUGACCGGAAGAAACAAAGCUAUGGACAACUACACCAGCCGUCCAACAGGCCCAGGACACUCGUACAAAAUAAAUGUGGCCACCAGCAAACAUCUACACCACACUCGCCACUCCUCGCACAAGGAACCUGUCAGCGGACUAAGCUCACCCCUACACGACCAGAGAACAUGAGCCCCCGUCGAGAAGGACCCAACACUGCACAAGUACCCCCACGGGCAACUGAUAAGUGGCCUAACACUGCCACACAAUGGACUCCCUCCAGAAGAAGAGAGAACUCAAAAGCGCAAGUACUAUGCCAGGGGUCACAACGCCCCAAGACUAUACACCAACCACACGCUUUACAUAAAAUACUACUAACGGUGACGCAAAAACAACCCCACCACAUGGGGCACUCUCCCACUUACAUUAGCACGCCACACAGCCACACACCAUACAAAGGCAACAUACUGAAGCAGGGACACUCGUGAUAUGCUGAAGAACACCUGUAACACUAGUGUUCCUGCUCUGCUGUUCCCACACCACAGAUAGACAGCAUACACGGCAUACAGGCAUUUCCACUCAUGAGUACAACCACCACGACACAGACACUAAUACACAGGCACUGGAGGCGGCAGAGCCCGCAAUGCUAAAUACAGACUAUUCCAAGUCAAAGCUACUCGAAGUCAAAGCUACUCAUCUGUGUUCCUCUAUGUAAUCUGUGGGUAUUGAAAUGUAAACGCAAACGCGACGGACAGACACCACGUCACGUACCUGCACAUCACAUGCAGGAGACAAGACAGCGACACGGACGAUAGGGACACUUGUAUUGUACCGACCGAUGACUGCAAGGCUAACUCAGGACUAGGCCUAUAACAGUUAGGUGCCCUCCCAACUACCGGAACACAAAACGUACCUAUCACAUAACACAUGGAAUAUCAGCUAUCAGAGAAGACUGACCACGAUUUGGGGAGUCACUUUGCAGACGGUAACAUCUCUAGCUCCUGACAUACGACAGCCGACUGCUCACACGAAAGACAGAUAAGCAAUCCCGAACUGAUUAUCCAUGAUGAUCCCUACCGAUUAAGUCUUACUGAACGACCACACCAGCUACCACCUUAUGGUGACAAUAGACGAGGCCUGACACACAAUGACUCUCACAUGACUAUACGGAAAGCCGAAUCUCCCCUUGGAAGAGACAGCUAGAAUACGAACUAAGACGAGUCUGAGCUGACAUACGGGCCCUCCCCGCCCCACCCUCCUCCCCCUGACUUGACCGAAUACUGUAAGACCCCGAGUGACCCACAGAACGCAAUCUCAGGACGACUAACACGGGAUGACCCCCACCUCAUCAGGGCAUACUCAAACUGUACGAAUUAGUUGAAUUGAAUUGAAUUGCAUUGAAUUGUUUUUGAAUGUUACAAAUGUUCUCUUAUACAAUGUUGAUCACUGCGUGUUCAUAACCUGCAAGUUGCUCUCCCAUAGGCCUUAACUCACCCUCAUCAUCCGUAUCACACGGUAAGAACCAUACAAGGACCACCACUAAAACCCGCUCGCAUGCACCUUAGAUUAAACACACGACCUACCCUCAGAUGGAUGCCACACCGUCCUACACCGUAACACUCUGGGGCGGCGGAGGCCGGAUGAGAACUGGACUUGACACCAACCGGCGACACAGUCACAGACGGGUGACCUACCCCCUCACCGGCGCCACCAACCCCACGGGUACACUGCCUACGACCUGCUAGGUAGCUACGGGAAGACACUCCCCUAGACCUCUACCUACCAGCGGCACAUUGCCCCUUACUACUAUUACCCCGACGAGCUACAAAAACCUAAACUAGCUGCCCCACUACACACACCCGACUACCUUACACCCCUUCU